AUGAAGUUACCCACUCGGAAGGCCAAACUUCUAUUCCUGCUGGCCCCCGCCAUUGCGACCGCGCUUACCUCUGAAAUCGUCGGUCGCGACGAACAGGCUGCCGUUGGAAGCAGAACCGACUCUCCUGCGAAGGUUGCUCCCAUAGAUGGAAAUGAUGGAAAGCCUCACAAUGGACCCUGGGUUGAAACGGAUGGCAGAGUUGAUGAUGACCUACCUGCACUGAAGGGUCGUCCAGUAGACCCAACCGUUAUUGACGGCCAGAGGAUCCCUGAGUCUAACGAUGGAGUAAUGGAUGACCCUAAUCGCCAGCUUCCUAAGGAGGGUACAAGGGGAACUGAGGGCGGCGUGUCGGGUAAGCCGAAGGGUGAUGGCGAAGCCAAGGUGCCCGAAACGCCAAAGGAGGCCCCAAUCCAUCAUGCUCCUGAGGAGCAUAUUGCUGCUACGGAAGGUUCACAAGGAGAAGGCCUUCCCAAGUCCAGCGAAGGGUCUGCCGGGAUAGAAAAGCCAGAAGACCUUCCCGAACGAGUUGGGGAUACCCCAAUCCCGGUUCCCGGCAAUAGCGGCAAGAGCAACCCAGACCCUUCUCAUGGCGGUAGCUCUCUCGAACCCGAAGAAGGUGUCAUCGAACCAUUCCAUUCCUUCGUGAUUUCUCUGACGAUGAUUCUUGUGUCUGAAGUCGGAGACAAGACCUUCCUCGUGGCCGCGCUUAUGGCCAUGAAACACGACAGGAUGGUUGUGUUCUCUGCCGCCUUUUCGGCUUUGCUCGUUAUGACGGUGCUUUCCGCCGUUCUUGGACAGGCUGUCCCCACUCUCCUUUCGAAGCAUGUCAGCAGCUUCUUGGCCGCGGUGCUUUUCUUUAUCUUCGGCGCUAAGCUAUUGAAGGAGGGUCUCGCCAUGUCUCCGGAUGAGGGCGUCGCUGAGGAGAUGCAUGAGGUUGAGCGAGAGCUCGCUGAGAAAGAAAAGGAUGCUUACGCUCUAGAGAUGGGUGUUGGAGGGGAGGGAAGGAAGUCGCGCCCUAAGGGCCGCUUCCCUGCUCCCCCACGGUCGCCGUCUACCUCCCCACACGCAGCCGCUCCUCAGGGGCGUUCUCUUAGUAGUAUGGUUGAGGGCGUUGAGAAUCUCCUGUCUCUUCUCCUCAGCCCUGCUUGGGUUCAAACUUUCAUCAUGACUUUCCUUGGUGAAUGGGGUGACCGAAGCCAGAUUGCCACCAUCGCAAUGUCGGCUGGUUCCGAUUACUGGUGGGUUACCCUUGGCGCGAUGGCGGGUCACUGUGUCUGCACUGGUGUUGCUGUCCUCGGUGGCCGCGCCAUUGCUGGCAAGGUUAGCAUGAAAGUUGUUACCCUUGGAGGUGCCAUCGCCUUUCUCAUCUUUGGCAUCAUCUACCUCUAUGAAGCUCUCUUCUAA
Messenger RNA from Parascedosporium putredinis, 1404 nucleotides. NCBI's taxonomy places the organism in Eukaryota, Fungi, Ascomycota, Sordariomycetes, Microascales, Microascaceae. The record is from the annotation of a GenBank genome assembly.